GUGACAAUUGAGAAAUGCAGAAAUAGUACCUUUGUCCUUGGCCCUGUACAGACUGUUCUUCACCUCCAAAGCUGUGACAACAUUAAAGUCAUUGCCGUUUGUCAUUGUUUGGCCAUCUCUUCUACAACAGGCUGCAUCUUUCACAUUUUGACACCUACACGCCCACUUAUUCUCUCUAGGAACCACACAGUAACUUUUGCCCGUUUUCAUACCCAUUAUCCAAUGCUGGAGGACCAUAUGGCCAAAACUGGCCUUGCUACGGUGCCUAACUAUUGGGAUAAUCCAAUGAUUGUGUGCAGAGAGAGCAGAGACACAGGUGUCUUCCGACUCUUAACACCUUGUGAAUUCUAUGUAUUUAUUAUUCCCUUUGAAAUGGAAGGGGACACGACAGAGAUACCUGGGGGUCUUCCAUCUUCAUAUCAGAAAGCACUGGGUCAUAAAGAACAGAAAAUACACAUCUGGCAGAAAACUGUGAAGGAGGCUCGUUUG
This is a messenger RNA of Myotis davidii, 489 nucleotides long. RefSeq names its product TBCC domain-containing protein 1-like. The record is from RefSeq and is a predicted model, not a curated record. Gene Ontology annotation, cellular component: spindle pole centrosome. The transcript has a single exon. NCBI's taxonomy places the organism in Eukaryota, Metazoa, Chordata, Mammalia, Chiroptera, Vespertilionidae. The annotation marks the transcript as partial. Gene Ontology annotation, biological process: maintenance of Golgi location; maintenance of centrosome location.